Molecule: messenger RNA, 1697 nt
Organism: Paecilomyces variotii
Lineage: Eukaryota; Fungi; Ascomycota; Eurotiomycetes; Eurotiales; Thermoascaceae
Product: rhamnogalacturonase A
Exons: 4
Coding region: 322-1659 (445 amino acids)
Biological process (GO): carbohydrate metabolic process
Molecular function (GO): polygalacturonase activity
Source: RefSeq, a predicted model, not a curated record
AUAGUCGGUUACAUAUUCAAUACAGAAUGUUCGGAAUCUCUCCUGUUGGUGGGACUAACGACUUUUCAAUUCAAUGACACAGGAGCCUCUUGAAACAGAUCAGACCAACAAAACUCCACCUCUCACCGUCAAGCACUCCUCGUUAGAGGAGCUUCUUUUAUGUUCUAGUAAUAUAUAAUAAUGCAGGCCUUCUUCCAAUGCAGGAGCUUUCUCUCAUCCAGGCACGGUAUCACCAACUUUCCUUACGUGGGCCGCCUGUUGUCGCUCUUUUGAUAUCUAACUCUACGAUUCUUUCUUGUUUAUCUUAAACAACCACCCAUUAUGCAGCUAUCACUUCCUACACUCUUUAUUUCAUUGGGCCUUCUGGCUGUUCAAUCGUCAGCCCAGCUAUCCGGGGACGUCGGACCGCUGACUUCAGUCUCCACGAAGAAAGCCACGAAGACCUGCAAUGUCGUUGACUACGGCGCGGUAGCCGACCAGUCAACAGAUCUAGGUGCUCCACUUGCUUCUGCUUUUGCAGACUGCAAGUCGGGUGGCCUGGUCUAUGUCCCCUCCGGAAAAUAUGCCAUGGACACAUGGGUGACCCUAAGCGGCGGCAGUGCCUGGGCGCUUCAGAUCGAUGGACAGAUAUACCGCACCGGAACUGAUGGUGGAAACAUGAUUUUUAUUGAACACUCGUCGGACUUUGAGCUCUUCAGCAGCACGUCGAAGGGUGCGAUCCAGGGAAAUGGAUACGAAUAUCAUAUCAAUGGAUCGCUCAGUGGUCCUCGCCUCUUACGAUUCUAUGAUGUCUCACACUUCUCUGUGCAUGAUUUCAUUCUUGUCGACUCGCCAUCGUUUCAUUUCUCAGUUGAUACCUGCUCUGACGGUGAGAUUUAUAACAUGGCCAUCCGUGGAGGUGAUGAGGGAGGUCUUGACGGUAUUGAUGUUUGGAGUACCAACAUUUGGGUGCACGACGUCAUGGUUACUAACAAGGAUGAGUGUGUAACGGUCAAGAGUCCUUCAAAGAAUAUCCUUGUCGAGAGUAUCUACUGCAACUGGAGCGGUGGUUGCGCUAUCGGUUCCCUGGGAGCAGAUACCAAUAUCACUGACGUGACCUAUCGCAACAUCUACACCUGGUCGUCCAACCAGAUGAUGAUGAUCAAGAGUAACGGCGGCAGUGGAUUCGUGGAGAAUGUUCUAUUCGAGAACUUCAUCGGCCAUGGCAACGCCUACUCCCUCAACAUCGACAGCCACUGGAGCGGCCAGUCAGAGGCAGAGGGCGACGGAGUCCAACUGAGCAACAUCACGUUCAACAACUGGAAAGGUACAGAAGCCGACGGUUCAAAACGAGGUCCGAUUCGCGUCAUCUGUCCUGACGCUGUGCCUUGCACCGACAUCACCAUCAAAGACUUCGCCAUGUGGACCGAAAGCGGUAGCGAACAAUGGUACUCCUGCGAGAGCGCAUACGGUUCUGGUGCCUGUCUGGAGGACAGCUCAUCUGCUACCUCGUAUGCUGUGACUACAACCACUGUCACCAGCGCUCCGUCUGGGUACUCAGCUCCCACCAUGACGGGUGACUUGACAACUGCUUUUGGAACCACGGCUUCUAUCCCGAUCCCAACGAUCCCCACGUCAUUCUAUCCCGGAGUGACGCCGUACAGCUCGCUUGCAAGAUGAUGCAGGAAUGGUCCUGGCUCCGUCCUUUGGUGUAUAUU